This is a messenger RNA of Aureobasidium melanogenum CBS 110374, 570 nucleotides long. RefSeq lists its product as uncharacterized. NCBI's taxonomy places the organism in Eukaryota, Fungi, Ascomycota, Dothideomycetes, Dothideales, Saccotheciaceae. The transcript has 2 exons. The record is from RefSeq and is a predicted model, not a curated record. Bases 1 to 570 code for a protein of 189 amino acids.
AUGCCCACCGACGAGGAAAUUGUUCAAGCUCGCCAGGACUGGGAACCGGAGUACCCCUCUGGAGACGACAAGCGAUUCCCUGGUAGCCAGGCAGAGCAAGCACAAAACCAGAGAACCGUAGUACAACAAAAGAAGCACAAUGAAUAUUACAACUCGGAGAAGCGUCAAACAGGUCUGCAAACCGAGCGCUCCAGAUCCUCAUCCCGUCGCGCCCGAAGAAAGCGAGUAAAGAACGACCAAAGAGACGGCAAAUACAUGCACACAAACUCGCUCGAAGCCCUGGAGGAAGCAGAUGCCAAUGGCGAACUCCACGAGAUGCAACCAUUUGAGCGCAUUGGUCCCGACUCGACAUCCAUGGAUGGACCCGUGACCAAAGCUCGCGCAGACAGAGGAGAGAUCCCUAUGCGAGGCAGCAACCCAGACCAACCUUACUACAAGAAGCCGCCACCUGCGGUACAGUCAGAGCUCGAUGAAACUGAUGGUUUGAAGCUGAAGUUGGAUGCCAAUCUCGAUGUCGAGAUUGAACUCAAGGCCAGUAUUCGUGGUGACUUGACCCUAUCAUUGUUGUAA